AUGAAUGGCGAUAUAUGCGAAUAAGUAUGCUUUCCAUGUUAAUCUCAAUAUUUUUCAUCGAAAAAUAUUCUUAAAAGCAAAAGCGAAAGAUUAUUUUAAGCAUUGCUGAAAAUUGCUAGUGCCAGUCCCACACGGCCAUUGGAAUUAAAAAUGGCGGCUUCCAGGAGUCACAUCUCCGAUAUCUGUAAGUAUUGACGAUUUUCUCGUUGCUUUUACCAAUAAUUGAUCAAUUUUACACCACUGGUAUCUUGUUAAGGUCAGCUAAAGUCAUCCAGAUCAGUUUUUCGUCGAAAUUGAUGUGUUAAUUAGAGUAAAUACUAGAAAUGUUGAUCGUGUGGCUUCGAUGGUUUCUUAUCUUUCAGGCACAUAAAUGGCAUUCUCCUGGAGCCGCUGUAUCGUUUGCCAAAAAGAUACAACUGAAGAACUUAAAUGCCCGCUAAGAUCCCUUGGUUCUUCACUAUAUGAGAUAUCCGCUAUUUACGGCUCUUUUCUAAGAAACGUAUCGGAGUUUUCUAGAUUAGAUGCGCUUCCAUCAGUAGUAUAUUUGCCUACCGACACACAGACAGAGGAGCUUGUUGAGAAAGCAGCAGUUUGGCAUAAGUCCUUUGUGGCCAGGCUGGAGGAAAACAUAUCCACGAAGUGUCAACGUAUCCCACAAAUAAUAAAAUCCGCCACAUGGUUACCGAAUUGCAAGAUCAUACAAUCUUGCCCAGGAUUUCUGGAGCAGAAGAUCUUAUGGCAGCAGAUGCGAUCUACCAUUUUGACUGUAUGACCGAUCUACGCAACCGUUAUAGAAGUCAUGUUACAAGGAACAGAGUAGAGAACUUAGAGAGAGAAGAUGAGAAAAUAAAAGAAUCGCAGGCCUAUGUUGAGCUCACGGAAUAUAUCAAAGAUUCAGCUACUGCUGAUGGCAAAUCAUUAGGUUAAGUGAACUGCAUUCGUUGUACACUAGUCGCCUCCAGACUUUGGGUGUGGACAAAAAAAUAAAUAAAACGAGACUUAAAAAUUCUCUUCUAGAAAGUUUCCCAGAAGCCCAAGUCACCAAGUUGUUGGUGACCUGCUGAUGGAUCUGGAUGGACUGUUGCCCUUACAGAAUCAAACGUAGCCUCAUCGGGUGAAGCCGAUUCCUUCUUAAGGGUGACUUAUCUAAAGGACCAGAAACUAAAGAGCGAGGCGUUUUCACACAGCGGCGACCAGUUAACGACGGCUGAAUGGGAGCAAACAAUGAAGUCAAGCCCAACAUUUCGCUUCUGGAAUGCAAUACUACACUACCAGAUGCUAGUCUUACUAGUGGUGCGUGCUCAACGUCAGCGAAAUUUUGUCUUGUAUGUGGAAGCCUUGGAGGAGCUGGUCCCGCUGUUUUUCGUGUUGGACCAUGUAAAUUACGCCAAAUGGACGUCAAUUCACAUCAGGGACAUGAAAAGCCUUCCACAAAGUAUCACCGAGAAGUUUCAAGACGAGGGCCAGUUUGUCUUGUCAAGGACUGACAACGACUUUUCAGCAAUGCCGUUCGACCAGGCCCAUGAGCAGGAAAACAAGAUCGUGAAGAGUGCAGGCGGGGCAGUUGGACUCACAGAGAAUCCGACAGCUUUCAGGCGCUGGAUGCUAUCAGGCCCAGAAACGACACGAUUAUUACAACAGUUUUAAGGGCAGUACCUGGACGACACAGACAGCGAGACAGGAGAUCGGACAAAUCAUGAGACGGGACUGAGCUCUCAGAAGACCUUCAAGAUCCAAGUCAACAAUCUGAUUGAUGUCAUCCGAAAGAUGGGGAACCCCUUCCUUGACAACUUUCCUGAGCUCGUUACCCUGGACAGCCGCGACUGUAUGGAUAAUGAAGUAGCCGAGACUAUAGUCAACCUUGAUGCUCUUGGUAAGAGCCAGUAUUCAAGCUUCCUCAAGGAUGUAAUCAAGGACAGAACGGUGGCAAUUGGCAAAUCCCUAAAGCAAAACAAGCUUCCCCUUUUUCGGAAACAGGCGUCACGCAACAAGUCUAAACAGUCCAAGACCAUCUUCCUUUUGCAGAAUAAUGUCGCCCUGUUUGCUCAACUGUACAUAGCUAUGCAAAGCCGUGAUGCGGACUUGAGAGAGUUCUUUAGCCAUGAGGUUCAGCCAUUCCCGCCUUCACUGUCAGAAUUUGGAAGUCUUCGUCUUCCGACGGCCAAGUCCGACCUUCUCAAGUGCCUCAGUCAGCCCUCCCAACCAGAGCCCCCUACAGAAGUGGACUGCAAAGUCUGUGAUGGGGCUGUAAUUGUCCACUCUCUGCCCGUGCCCGGAGUGAUGACAUUCGAUGACUAUGCGGAAAAUGUCUUCCUCCCAUAUAUACGUAAUCUGAGAUCCAGACGAGUGGACAUUGUUUGGGAUUCUUACAUCCCUAACUGUCUUAAAGAAGCGACUAGAGAAAAGAGAGGAACAGGCUUGAGACGAAAGGUGGAAGGGAGGACCAAGAUUCCUCCAAAGUGGAUGGAGUUCUUGCGUGAUCCCCGCAACAAGCAGGAGUUGUUCCAAUUCCUGUCGGUCAAAGUGGCUGAGUUCCCCUGGUUUACUGUCAGAAAGGAAGUUUACAUCACCAGGUGCAAGUGCAUCAAAGCACACCAAGAAUGCACACUAUUGUGCAAGUGCAAAUGCCGCAACACUUGA
Messenger RNA from Nematostella vectensis (starlet sea anemone), 2640 nucleotides. RefSeq lists its product as uncharacterized. The record is from RefSeq and is a predicted model, not a curated record. The transcript is spliced from 3 exons. The coding region runs from base 1768 to 2640 and encodes 290 amino acids. Lineage: Eukaryota; Metazoa; Cnidaria; Anthozoa; Actiniaria; Edwardsiidae.